AUGGCUCCAGCACAUUCGCGCACCGGGAAGCCCCAGAAGCCUUUCCGUCAAAACAAUAGAAGCUUAAAGCGAAAGCGAAAUGAAGACGACCUCAGCAGCCUGACACAGCGAGUCGGAGAGCUCAACCCAAAGUCCCUCGCCGAGUCAUUUUCAGAACUCCCGCUUUCAGAUGCUACGUUACAAGGUUUGUCGGCGUCGCAUUUCAAGACGUUGACGGACAUACAGUCUCGUGCGGUCCCUCAUGCGAUCAAGGGACGAGAUAUUCUCGGCGCGGCGAAGACAGGCAGCGGCAAAACGCUCGCAUUCCUAGUUCCUGUCCUGGAGAAUCUGUAUAGGAAACAAUGGACCGAAUAUGAUGGGCUAGGCGCCCUAAUCCUCUCCCCGACCCGCGAAUUGGCAAUUCAAAUCUUCGAAGUUCUCCGCAAGAUCGGUCGGUAUCAUACAUUCUCGGCCGGGCUGGUCAUUGGAGGAAAAAGUCUACAGGAAGAACAAGAGCGCUUGGGAAGGAUGAAUAUUCUCGUUUGCACACCGGGGCGCAUGCUGCAGCACAUGGACCAGACGGCGGCAUUUGAUACGGAUCAUAUUCAGAUGCUUGUUCUCGACGAGGCGGACCGGAUCAUGGAUAUGGGAUUCCAGAGCACCGUGGACGCGAUUGUUGAACAUUUACCCAAAGAGCGACAGACGAUGCUAUUCAGUGCUACGCAAACAAAGAAAGUGUCUGACUUGGCUAGACUGAGCUUGAGAGAUCCAGAGUAUAUUUCUGUGCACGAGGCGGCGAGCAGUGCGACACCUGCGAGUUUGCAGCAGCACUACGUGGUCACGCCGUUACCGGAGAAAUUAGAUACGUUAUGGAGUUUUAUUCGGAAUACGUUGAAAUCUAAAAUACUGGUGUUCUUCUCCUCCAGCAAGCAGGUGCGAUUCGUUUACGAAGCGUUUAGGCAUAUGCAGCCUGGUAUACCGUUGUUGCAUCUUCAUGGGAGGCAGAAGCAAAGCGCAAGAAUAGAUAUCACGAGCAAAUUUUCGAGGGCGAAGUAUUCGUGUUUAUUCUCCACCGACGUUGCAGCCAGAGGGCUGGAUUUCCCCGCGGUUGACUGGGUUAUUCAGCUGGAUUGCCCAGAGGAUGCUGACACUUAUAUCCAUCGGGUUGGUCGAACAGCGAGAUAUGAACGGGAUGGGAGAGCAGUGUUGUUUCUAGAUCCAAGUGAAGAGGAAGGUAUGCUGAAACGCUUGGAGCAAAAGAAAAUACCCAUUGAACGGAUCAAUAUCAAAGCGAAGAAACAACAGAGUAUAGUGAACCAGCUGCAGAAUAUGUGUUUCAAAGAUCCUGCGCUGAAAUAUCUGGGACAGAAAGCGUUUACAUCCUAUGUCAAAUCAGUACAUAUCCAAAAGGAUAAGGACGUGUUUAACGUGAAAAGUUUGCCGCUGGAAGAGUUUGCAUCAAGCUUAGGGCUUCCUGGAGCCCCGAGAAUCAAAUUCAUCAAGGGAGAAGAUACAAAAUCGCGGAAAAAUGCGCCUAGACACCUUGCGGUGGUUCCUAGCAGUGACGAAGAUUCAGACGAAGGGCUCACAAAAAAGAAGAAAGAGAACGAAGUACGGACGAAAUAUGAUCGUAUGUUUGAGCGGCGAAACCAGGACGUGUUAACGGAGCACUACACUAAAUUGAUCAGGGAUGACGACGAGAUUGAUCCGGAUGAAAAGGACAAUCCCGCCGCUGAUGCAGACGAAGACGACGGGUUCCUUUCUGUCAAACGACGCUUUGAUGCUGGGGAUGAAAAUCUGGGUGAAGGCUUAGGAUCCGAGGACGAAAUUGAUGGCAUAAAGAAAGGCAAAGCUGUGCAGAUCGUCGGCAAAGAACCUCUAAUUAUCGACUCUAAGCGACGAGAAAAGCUUCUUAAAUCCAAGAAGAAAUUACUGAAAUAUAAAGGCAAAGGGACGAAACUAGUGUACGAUGACGAGGGUAAUGCGCAUGAAAUCUACGAGAUGGAGGACGAGCAGCAAUUCAAAGCCCAAGGUGAUGCGGACGCUCAGCGUGCUAAGUAUUUGGAGCUGGAGGCAGAACGAACCAGGUUGGCGGAUAUCCGUGACAAGGAGAUCGCGAAACAGAAGAAGAGAGAGAAGAAGGAGAAACGAAGAGCAAGGGCGCGCGCCGAGCGGGAGGCCGAAGAUGGUCCCGUGGCUGUACUUGCUCCGUAUGAAGAAGACGAGGGUGUGAGGGAGGACGAUUUCUCUGCUGAAGACAGAGGAUCCGAGGAUGAUCGGGCACCACCGAGUAAGAAGCAGAAGAAAUGGUUCCAGAGCGAUUCCGAUGUGGACGGGGAAGACGGCGGGAAGAAGAGGAAAUGGCCUCGUGCACAAAGCCCGGCACAGGUUGAGACGCUUGAAGACCUGGAAGCUCUUGCUGCUGAAUUAUUGGAGUAG
This is a messenger RNA of Coccidioides posadasii C735 delta SOWgp, 2418 nucleotides long. It is a transcript of the gene DBP4, whose product is annotated as ATP-dependent RNA helicase dbp4. Gene Ontology annotation, molecular function: RNA helicase activity; ATP binding; nucleic acid binding. Gene Ontology annotation, cellular component: nucleus. NCBI's taxonomy places the organism in Eukaryota, Fungi, Ascomycota, Eurotiomycetes, Onygenales, Onygenaceae. The record is from RefSeq and is a predicted model, not a curated record. Gene Ontology annotation, biological process: rRNA processing.